AUGAACGAUGACCUCAGCGACGAGACGGCAGCCCUAAACGCGAUCUACAGCUUCUCAUGUCUUAUUUGCGGCUCGUCGGCGGGGGAGUACAUCCUGCAGCCGCCAGCAUCCGUCGUUUCUCCAGCGCUGCGCCUGCGCCUGCACAUCCCGCUGGACUACCCGGCCUCCCCGCCGACGAUAAUAGCGAAUGGCUCCACGGGCGCCGCUCUGGCUCAAGAGGUCCUCGACAACGUGUUCAGGCAAGGAGAGGUGUGUCUGUACGAUCUGGUGGAGGGGCUGCGCGAGGUACUAGGCGGUGAGGAGGAGGAGGCGGAAGAGGCGGGGAGGGAGGAGGAAGUCCACGCGCGCACACGCGCACCCGAGCCUGAGCCCGAAACGCCGACACCGCCGCCGCGCUCCCCCUCCCCACCCACCCUCGCAGAGCCCACACUAAGCGCAGUACCAGACCGCGCUGCCGACCCAUGGACGGUGGGGCCGCCUAUCACCGAGAAGAAGUCCGUCUUCAUCGCGCGGAGCAUCCACGUUAGCUCCGCGGCCGAAGCACACGGGCUCGUGUCGGCGCUGAUCUCCGGCGACAAGAAGAUCCAGAAGGCGACGCACAACAUCAGCGCGUUCCGGAUCGUGCGCGAGAAUGGGGUCGUGGUCCAGGAUAAUGACGAUGAUGGAGAGACUGCAGCCGGGAGCAGGCUCGCCCAUCUGCUCCAGGUCAUGGAUGUCAAGGAUGUGUGUGUUGUUGUUAGUAGGUGGUAUGGCGGCGUUAAGUUGGGCCCCGAUAGGUUUAGGCUUAUCAAUACUGCCGCGAGGGAGGCGUUGGUGCUUGGGGGUUUCGUGGAGGAGAAGGAGGGGAAGAAGGGGAAGUUGGAGGAGAAGGAGGGGAAGAAGAAGGGGAAGGGGAAGAAAUAG
This is a messenger RNA of Tricharina praecox, 903 nucleotides long. RefSeq names its product RWD repeat domain-containing protein. The coding region runs from base 1 to 903 and encodes 300 amino acids. Gene Ontology annotation, cellular component: cytoplasm. NCBI's taxonomy places the organism in Eukaryota, Fungi, Ascomycota, Pezizomycetes, Pezizales, Pyronemataceae. The transcript has a single exon. The record is from RefSeq and is a predicted model, not a curated record. Gene Ontology annotation, biological process: regulation of translational initiation.